AUGAUAAAAAUGCAAAUCCUGAAAGGAUUAAACCAAAGGAGUUACGACCCUGGACACCUUGAACGGAUGGUCAGUAGCAAAUGCUUCCCUCUACCGACAGAAGGAUUAAGACAUGUAUUGAACAGAAACGAAGAGGUUACACUAGUUGGAGGGGACAAGAACACAAAGAAGAAGGAGAAGAAAAAAGAACCAAGUGGUCCACUUAACUGGAGCAAAAAAUGGGCAUCUGCAAGGAAGAUAUACUUCUGUUCACUCUAUGUGGAGGAGAAUUACGAAAUGAUUGUGCAGAUCUACAGAAAUGAAUAUCCCCUUAGCGAUUUUUACUUAACUUACAUCUACGUGAUGGCGUUGCUCAAACUGAGAAGGUAUGCCUUCUGUUGGGAGUACCUCUCAAGAGUUAACCGCCUCCGGGUGGCACAUCGAGCAGGUGUAGCAGGUGUAGCAGGUGGAGCAGGUGGGGCAAUCGGUCCAUUGGGCGAAACUGGCGCAACUGGCGCGGGGCUGGUUCACUUCCUGUGGGGCAAGCUAUACGAAAAGCUGCUACUGUGUAGACUGAGCGCGGCGGAGUACUCGAAGUUGGUGCUUAACCACGUGGGGAAGUCUACCCCCAGUUUGCACACACGACUAGGAGCACACGAAGUGACAGCUACAUCUCACAACGGCAUGGCGGACAUGCAGCCAUUCAUUCUUGUCUGCCUGGACAAACUGAUAGGAACGGGACAACUGAAAAGGAGAGAGGAAAGCAUGACACUCAAGUUCGUACAGGUGAAUUACAACUUGGGGAAAGUACUUAACUUUUAUUUUUGCAAAUGGGUAAUAAACAGAGCUAUCAUUUGGGAAGGGAACACACCAUCAAAUAAGGAUACAUUGAGGACGGCACGGAGGUUAGCAAUUCGGUUGAAGCUUAUCGAUGUUUGUCCUGUGCAUGCAUUUUCACCAAAAGGGGAUAGACCAAUUUGUCACGAAGAAAGCAUUACUGCAGUUGGAAAGCAGUCUAGGUAUUGUGUGGAUCAUCCGUUGUGGUCUGAAAAAUCGAUUCGAACAGAAAAAGUAACCCUACAAGAUCUUCUACACAGCAUCUCGUUCUGUCACAAAAAAUUCGAUUUUUUGAAUGCAUACUAUUUAAGUGAGUAUACCUUACGGAGAGAAAAUGCGUUGGGAGAAGAGGACACCAUUUUGCUGUUCGUCGAAUCGAUCACAAGUAUGCACAGCGUUGUAAGUACUAGUGAGCAAAAAAUCGAUCGGCUUCUCCAACUGUACAAUGCACGGGUGAAUCACAUAGCAUGGAAAGCCAGACAGUACACCCAAAGUGAGAAACAAAAUUAUGAGCACACGAAGGACCACCUUGACUACUACCUACAUGGUGUUAUUGCGCUUCUGAAGGAAAACUACGAACAGGCACUUCUUUAUCUUAAAAAGUGCGUAAAUGUAAAGAGGAAGUUCUUUCUGGCAUAUGUGUACAUGCUCCACGUACUUUGCUGCUCACCGAUGAGGAAUGCCUUUAACUUAAGAGAAAAAAAAAAAUUUUCCACCAUUGUUUGCAUGUACUGUUCAAGUGUACUGAGCAAACUGCAGUUAGACUUAAAUCAGGAAAGAGAGAAACGAGGGGGUGACAAAAAGAGGAAGAAAAGCUUGCUCAUCGAGUCAACAACAUUUUUGAGGGAUAUAUUUUCCAAAGCAAUGCAUCUCGAUAAUAAAAACGCAUUUUUGUACAACGAGUUAUUUGUUUUUCAUUUUUUACGAAAAGAUUUUAUUCAAUGCCAAAUGGUGCUACGCAAAAUGUUACUCAUAAUAGAAGACCUUUCUUCUCCCUGUUGCAGUUCGUUUCCUCUUUCUGUUGUCCUCUACAAUUGCAGCGUUUUUUAUUUUUUGUGUGAAAACAACCUGAACAAGUCAGCAAAAAAAGUGAUUGAAAUUUUACAGAAUAAUCCCUUUGAUGUAAAAGCUUUGAAUCUUUUAACUUUCCUUUUAUUUUUAAAGAGGGAUCAGUACUGGACGUGCUUUUUCGAUUAUUCUAUGUACGUGGAGAGGAGUCUCCUUUCGCGAAAUGUGGGGAGUCAACGGACAUACUUGUGCCAUAGUUUUUUCAACCGCCUUCGGGAGACGCGGGACUUGGGGCUGCUCGCCCGGUACUACGGGGCGCUCAGGGGCGUGCGGGCGUCCUUCCCAUUCGUGCUCAAUUACAUCCACGCGAGUUACUCGCCGUAG
Messenger RNA from Plasmodium cynomolgi strain B, 2208 nucleotides. RefSeq lists its product as hypothetical. Lineage: Eukaryota; Apicomplexa; Aconoidasida; Haemosporida; Plasmodiidae. The coding region runs from base 1 to 2208 and encodes 735 amino acids. The record is from RefSeq and is a predicted model, not a curated record. Gene Ontology annotation, molecular function: protein binding. The transcript has 3 exons.